CGGCUUUGCCGUGUGGCGUGUGAGUGUGAUGGUGUCUGUUUCCUGUAAUUUCAAUUGCAAAUCAAAUGUACAGAGAUUGUCUAGUCUGGGAGACAUGGGAUCAGAUGAGGCUAAGAGAGACCAGCUCCAGGUAAAAGACCGGCAUAUGUUAGGUCAACGCCAAGCCAAUUUCCUCUACGACUACGAGCGAACUGAUCUACCGACCGACUAGCCGGAAUCCAAACUGCAAACUGCUGUUCGGUGGAAGAGACGAUAGAGAUUGUCCGACAGGAGAAAGUAUAUAUUGAUGGCAGCAGGAACUGCAUGUCUGAUAACGUCCAUCAAUGCUGAAGCCGCCCCGUCCAACGGUGUUCCCCGAAACCAAAACCCUUUGCCUCGUUUGUCCUUCUCAAGACCUUCUUGGGUUGUCAGAACCGAGUCGAAUGUCCGGAAAGAAGAAAAGAACAAGCCAUAUCCACCUUGUGUUGUAUGCAGAGGAAGUGGGAGAGUGAAAUGCUGUCAUUGCCAAGGAAGAGGUAGGACGAACUGUAUACAACUGGUUAUGCUACCAAAAGGAGAAUGGCCAAAAUGGUGCAAGACUUGUGGUGGGAGUGGCCUUGGUUACUGCAGCCGUUGCUUGGGGACAGGAGAACAUAGGGGUAUAAUGGGUUUUCGUUUCAUGAAGAUGGAUGCUCAGGGGACGCAACAAGGCAAAGAGAAUCCCCAAUAAACUGUAAACAGGGAUGCUAUUAGUAGCAGAUUAACCCCAUUCUUUCCCAGUUCAUUUUUUCCUUUUUUUCCCUCUAUGUACACGUGCUUCCAACCUGUAGGGUGUCCUUGAUGUUCAUAAGAACAAAUGAACAAUGGAGCUUUACAGAAACGAUGUGAAAGGAAAAAAGUAAGUUACAUCUUAGAUUGGUUCUGGUUAUUACCUUAUUAUAUGAUUGAUCUGUUACGGCGUCUCA
Molecule: messenger RNA, 944 nt
Organism: Nelumbo nucifera (sacred lotus)
Lineage: Eukaryota; Viridiplantae; Streptophyta; Magnoliopsida; Proteales; Nelumbonaceae
Gene: ENA
Product: DnaJ/Hsp40 cysteine-rich domain superfamily protein
Source: RefSeq, a predicted model, not a curated record